GUAAAGAAAGCUAUUGCGGAUGCCACCCUUCUUAUGUAUCAGGAUCCAACGGCACCGUUGAGUAUCUCGGUUGAUGCAUCAGACACUGCAAUCGGCGCAGUUCUGCAACAACUAGUUAACAACGAGUGGCAACCACUCGCCUUUUUCUCGAGGCGCCUUCAAGUAGCUGAAACGAAGUACAGCACAUUCGGAAGAGAACUUCUAGCUAUGUACUGUGCUAUACGUCAUUUUCGACAUUCAGUUGAGGGUCGUGAAUUCACCAUUUUCACUGACCACAAACCUCUGACGUACUCUCUGAACUCAACUUCAGAUAAGUAUUCACCCAGGGAAUCGCGACAACUAGAUUACGUUUCACAGUUUUCAUCAGAUAUUCGCCAUGUUUCCGGAGUGAACAACACUGUGGCAGAUGCCUUGUCACGUAUUUGUUCUUUCACCCAAAUUGACGGCAUAGACCUUGUAAAACUGGCUCGUCUUCAAAAAGAAGAUAUUGAGCUUCAGCAUGAGUUGUCGAAAACAACUCUACAACUAGCCAAGAAACCCUUAGGUGCAACGGGCACUGGACAGGAAACAAACGAAGCACGGGAUCCAACGAACAACAUUGAGGAAGCUAUGUACAGACACCCUAUUAGCAUAGGCAGACAGACCAGCAGGCUCUCGAUCAAGCCACUCGGAAGAUUUUUUUCACCCAUCAGGGAACCAUCGAGAUUUUUUUACUUCCGGCUGGUCAUGUCUUAG
Molecule: messenger RNA, 735 nt
Organism: Trichobilharzia szidati
Lineage: Eukaryota; Metazoa; Platyhelminthes; Trematoda; Strigeidida; Schistosomatidae
Source: the annotation of a GenBank genome assembly